AUAAAAUACUUAAUUAAUGCGAUAUCAUGUAUGACUUAGUAGACAGAGAAGUUGGAAGCAGAAAACAUAUAUUAUUUUUCAGAGCAUUUCCGGUGGCUCCGAUCAACGAACGCUUCAUAAUCCUCUUCCUCUCUCUUUUUUCUCACAGCGUCAGACUCUGAUCCUUCGCCGGCAGCCGCCACGUGUCUCUUCUGCUCUGCACUUUCUGUGGAUUCUUUUCCAAGCUUGGUUAGAAAUGGCACAACGAUCGCAUGUACCAAAAUUUGGCAAUUGGGAAAGUGGAGAAAAUGUUCCAUAUACAGCUUAUUUUGACAAGGCUCGGAAAGAUCGAACUGGCACGAAGAUGAUAAAUCCGAAUGACCCUGAGGAGAAUUCGGAUUUAUCAUUUUAUAAUUCAUCAUCUGAUCAGCUACCUCCGGCCAUACCCGGAACUGACUCAGAGCAUCCAUCUGGAAAGGGAUCUAAGACAUCCACACAUGAGUUACAGAAGAGCAAGGAAGACAGUGAUGCUAAGCCUUUUGUUGACUCUCCUGCUCGUCAAGCAAGCCAGGGAGUAGGUUCUGCCGAUAACCGAAGAAGACCUUCUAGACAAAGUACUGGUUCUGAGUACAGCAUCGAACGUUCUCCCCUUCAUCGUCAGGCCAGAGCCCCUGGAAAGGAUAGUCCAUCAUGGGAAGGAAAGAAUUCCUAUGAUAGCAGCCAUGGAACACCAGGAAGAUCCCGGUUAAGACCAGCUAAUCGGGGCGAUGAGACUCCUGACAAAGGAGCAGCUGUUCCGAAGUUCGGCGAGUGGGAUGUUAGUAACCCUGCAUCAGCUGAUGGCUACACUCACAUUUUCAACCAAGUGAGGGAGGAGAGACAGGGCGGAGCUGGAGUUACGCCAGGCACACCUAACCAAAGACCACACUUUAUCAAGAACCAACCUAGCAAUGACAAAGCACAGUGUUGCUGCUUUUGGUGGAGCAACAAAUGACCCCAUGAAUGUGUGAAUUAUUUUCUGAACAGAGAAGAGGCUAAAGAAAAAAGAACAGAAAAGUGUUUUCAAUGAUCAUGAGGUGUGUGUAGCACUUGUAAAUAAUUCAAGGCUCUCUCUCUUCCUGCAGGAAAGACAUGAUUGAAGUGCAUUUAUCAUACUUUGCGCCUAUUUUCUUGCUUCUUUUUUCACCCACUUUUAUUCAGUUGUCAAUCUAACCACAACUUGCUUUGUAUGCAAAAGAUGGUGAAUUUUCUUUCCUUUUUUUUUUAAUCUAUUUUUUUGAUCUUAUUGUGGUGCUCAUUUAUGCUUUAAAAUAUAGUUUUAUUUAUCUGAGAAGAAGUGAUGUAUUUUGAUUUGUAA
Arachis duranensis is the source of this 1336-nucleotide messenger RNA. RefSeq names its product RPM1-interacting protein 4. The transcript has 4 exons. Lineage: Eukaryota; Viridiplantae; Streptophyta; Magnoliopsida; Fabales; Fabaceae. Bases 236 to 973 code for a protein of 245 amino acids. The record is from RefSeq and is a predicted model, not a curated record.